Molecule: messenger RNA, 2667 nt
Organism: Stylonychia lemnae
Lineage: Eukaryota; Ciliophora; Spirotrichea; Sporadotrichida; Oxytrichidae
Source: the annotation of a GenBank genome assembly
AUGGAUAAUGAUGUUACAAGAAUAGAUAGAUAUAUGAACAUCAGCAAACUAAUAUCCACUGCAAAUUACAUGUCAGUUGACGACGAUAAAACUUAAAGUAUAAGGUUCAUCGAUUAUAAUGGUAUACUUUGCGGUGGACACUUAUUGGAUUUCAACUGUUUAUACUCAGGAUUCAAUGGAUUUCAAAUCUUCUUUUAUUACUUUAAAUUCAUUGAUAUUUAUCGUGGAGUGUUAGGUGGCUCUAUAGUAGGAAAUCAGUAUUCUUAUGAGAAUGCUUUUGUUAUAGAUAUGCCAAUGCCAUAUUAUAUUGAGGGUGUAGGAUCAGUAAAAAUAUCAGUAUCCACUGGCUAUCUCAAUUUUAUGGCUCUUCUCAUAGAUCCUAUUGCGCCUUUGCUUAAUGGUUUUUAUGCCUUAAAUCUCUAACAAAAUAAUCAAGAAAUUGAACAACUUUAAAUGUAUAGAGGUGUUCAAUUGAUCAAUCAAGUGAAUAGAAAGAUAUUACUACCAUAAAUGAGUGAAAGUUAUGAGUACUACCUUGGAGACAUAGCAUUACUCAUAAGUACUGCAAGUUGCAGUUAUUAUCAAGAAUGCUCUGAUAUUAAAGUGACUCAAACUGUAACUAUGAAAGAUGGAACAAGUCUUAUCACAGCAUUAUUUAAAUAUGUUUCAAGUUCAGAAGUAGUCUUGCAACCAAAUUAACCUCCACGAUUUUUUUCGAAUCCUAGCAAUUUUACUUUGAUAACUGGAAGUAACUUAAUAAUGAGACUGCCUGAUUAUUAUGACCCAAAUCCCCAAGACACAGUCAAACUUAAAGUUUAUCCUGCAGAUUAGAAUUUAAAGAAUUAUUUCAAUAGCAAUCCCAUUAUGCCAAUGUCCAAUGAGUAUCAUUUAUUUGUGACGUUUAAAUCAACCGUUUAAAAACCUCCAGUUUAAGAUGAGAAAGCUAAAUAUGAAUUGCAGGUAUAAGAUGGUCUCAAGAAUACCAUUAAAUAAAGCGACUAAUUUAGUGUAUUUAAUCUUAGAUUUGCUGACCCUAGUAUUAAAUUUGAACUAUAAUUUGUCAAUGCAACCUCAAAGUAUAUGCAACUGAGAAUUGUAUUCUUAAAUCCUCUUAUAAUUUCAUUCAGUAAAAUCCUUUGGGGUUUAGUAAACACUUAGUAAAUAAUAACCUCAAUGCCACUUAUGACUAUAAACCCACCCUCAAAUCUUUACUACUUCUUCUUGCUAGUUGGAGGUUCACUAAGAUUUGAUAUAUCUUAAUUCAAUGACUUAGUCAUAAACUUCUUUCAGCUAUAUGGUUACUUUGAGCCUUACAACGAAGAUUUCUUUAAUUUCGGUUACGAGACUAAAGUUUUUCUAUUAAAUGUAGGAAUCAAUAUAGUCAUUAUUGUUUUCUUGCCUUUAAUUAUAGGAAUGGGCUACCUUUUCAAAUACUUAGGCAAUAAAUUUAAAAGAUUUAUCAAAUUCAAAGAUUUAAUGAGAAGAUUAGCGAGAUCAAUGAUCUACAAUUUUCCACUAAGGCUGUUUAUUGAGCUUUAUCUUAACUUAAUACUGAGUUCAGGUAUAAAUUUAACCGAUAUACAUUUGAAAUAAACUCCAGGCACUAAUUUUUCUUCAUUUUUAGCAAUAUUUUCAAUAAUUGUGCCAUUUGCUUCAGCUUAUUUAUUUUAUAAAAAACCAGUCAUCAAAGCUCUGUAGAAGGAAAAGUAUCAUACCAUUUUGAAAGAUUUAAGAACUGAUAGCAUUUGGAGUUUAAUGUAUUAUCCUCUAUAUUUUCUGAGGAGACUUGCUUUUAUAUUUUCGAUAUUUGUCUAUGAAUAAUAGCCUCAUGCUCAGAUUAUAAUCUAUAUCUUAAGUUCCAUAUUUCAAAUGAUUUACUUGAUUCUUGUGAAACCAUUUGAAACUCCGAAAUUGAAUUAUAUUGAGAUAUUAAAUGAAACUCUAGUUCUUUUCACAGCUCAAAUCAUGAUAAUUUUUACUGAUGCCUUUCUUGAUCCAUACCUAAGAUACGAUAUUGGUUGGUUCAUUUUAUCUUUAAUUACCACUGUCAGCAUUAUAAAUAUGAUUUCACUUAUUGCAUAAUUAGUAACAGUUGCCAAGAGGCUUUUUUGGAGGAUUAGAUAUGCCUAUUAUCAAUGUAAAAAGAAGGAAAGAGGAGUAAGACUAUAGCCAAACUCCGGUGCAAACGGAACCUAGACUACAGUUGGUUUCCUUUCUACUCAAGAUUUAAGUAAUUUCAGGAUUCUUGGACUAGAAGAUUCCUCUCAUUAAUUGGUUAAGAAUUAAAACUAUAAUCGAUCAAAUACUCAAAAUAAGAAAUCAUUGAAUAUCCUUAAUUUAGAAAAGAAGGGUGGAGGGUAAACUAGAAAGGAUAGUGCCCCUGAGAUUCAAGUAACUGGACCUGAAUAGAUGAAUGACGAGAUUUCAUAGCCGCAAGAACGAUAAAUAUCUUACAUCAAUAAAAAGCAGAUGAAGUACUUAGAUGAUUUGAUAGAAGAAAUGAAGAUAGAUGAAAUUGAGGAAUCUAAGUUUGAACUAACAGAUGAUGAUGAGUAGAUAGUCGAUGAAGUUAAUUUUAACAAUUAGAGAGAAGAGAGGCUUUUGUCCGAUUUGUUAUCAUUAACAUUUGUUGAGAGGAAUCUUUAUGGCAAAGAAUUAAAUGCAUGA